GGUAUAUGGCUGCUGAUUUUGCCGAUGAGGAAUUUGUUAAACAAGACGAGAACGAUUAUGAUAUUAUAAUUAUAGGAGCAGGUUUAUCUGGCCUUACAUGCGCGUAUCAUAUUUUGAAAAAACAAAUUGGGUUAGAUGUAUUAAUCAUCGAGGCAAAUAGUGAAGUAGGAGGUCGUAUAUUACAGAGUAGCUUUAACAAUACCUAUCACGCUAAUUCUUUGCAAAAGCAUGUAACUGAUCUAGUGACAAAGUUAAAUAUAAACAUUGAUCGAGUAUCUAAUGCCGAGACGAGACAAAGAAUAGUGUACGCGAAUAAUGCAGCUUUACAAAUCUUGCCUAAAUUCUAUGGAGCUGAGGUUUACAAUUUUUUUCAGAGGAUCGAAGAGAAUGCAUUAAACCUUGAAUUUUGUAAUUAUGCGGGGUACGAAGAAGCGAAGUAUCUUGCUGAAACAAGCGUUGAACAAUUACUACGUAAAAUCGUUUAUUUCUCGUAUGCACGGUCACUAUGUCGAGCAUAUAUUUGCAGUACAUGCGCUGUGCGAAAUCUCAACGACAUCUCAGCACUUUGGUUCCUUGUCAUGCUGAAUGGAGCAUCGGGUCUUGUAAAUCGAUUAAAAAUCAUGAUUGGUGACAGUAAUCGCUAUUUCGUACAAGACGGUAUGUCUAAGAUUACACAAACAUUGUUGAAAUAUAUUUUACAACAGGACGGGGAAAUAAGAUAUGUAGAGCCAGUUAAUAAGGUUACGCUUAAUGAUGAUCGAGCUUAUGUAUCGACGGAGAAAAAUUACUUCAGAUGCGAAUUAGUAGUCGUAGCAGUGCCUCCAUCGGUGCAGAACACUAUCAUUAUCGAACCGUCUGUCUCUCCGACAAAUAUUGAAACAUUGUACGCACCAGCUGAAAAUGUGUUUUUCAACUUGGUUUACAAGAAACCGUCCUCAAGUUCUAAUUCCGUGAGAGACAUCGUAACCACUUGGGACUCCAGUAAUAAUUUAAACAUCAUUUACGACGCAACUCAUGGUAACACGAAAGAACUUGUGCUCGCCGGUUUUCUUGCCGAACCUAAUCUUACGCAGGCGCACAAGAAAGGGCUACUUGCCACGUUGUAUGAUUGUUACGAAACUUUCGAACCAUCAACAAUCUUACGAUACAAAGAGUACGACCAAUCACUGAUAAGCGAUGAAAUAAAUCCCGGUUGCCCUAUGAGUGUUUUGAAACCCGUCUCCAUUAUGAAUUUCACCAAUCAUACAGAAGCUUCUUAUGAAAGAAUUUUCUUCGCUUCGAGCGAAUACGCUGCCAAUUGGCCAGGAACGAUUGAUGGUGCGAUUCAAGUUGGUGAAAACACCGCUUACGAAAUUUUAUGGCGAAUCAGGCCUCAAGCACUUUCUUUCUCUGAAAUGUCUAAUAUUGAGAACUCCAUCAUCAAUUUCGAGUUCGAUAAUACUCGGUCAAAUCCCAGAAGAGGUACUCCGUGUUUGGUGUCAGUUACCAGAAGCAAUACGUUUAGAUCCUAGUCUGGCUGUUUUUCAGAGGGAAUAUGAUCGAGUUGUUCAAAUUGCGGAAGGAAGAAAACAAAAUAAAAAUGAUGAUGAGGAUAAACAAGAUACAUCUAUUACACAAGAGACCCAGGAAACGAAACAAAGGCUUAUUUAUCGUUACAUCAAAUUAAUUUUAUUAUGUUGCUUCUGGCUAAUAUUUACCAUUACAAAAUGUUCGGUGAAGUUUCUGAUAAACAUGUCAAUUUAAUGGUAGAAGGAUCAUUACUUCCACCAAUAAAACCAAAAAAGUAUGAAAAUGUAUCUGAUAAAUAUUUAAUGAUAUGGUUAGAACUAUUAGUUAAUGGGGCUAAUAAUACUAAACAAUUUUCAUUUAGAUCUGAACAAAUUAAGAAUAUAACUGAUAUAUGGGUUUUACCAAUACUUCCGGAAAAUCUGAUAGAUAUUUUUCCUGGACAAAGGCAUCAAAAAAGUUUUAAUUUAAAUAUCAAUAAAGAUACUUUAGAAAACGCCAACGUAAUAAUUAAAUUAAAAACAAAUCUCGAAUCUAGUUUUGCUAUAUCUAUUAGUUAUGAUAUAUCGUCAGUGAACAAAGAUGAUGGCAUAGUGUAUGCUGCGAUAAUUUUAUUUGGAUUAUAUAUACUUAUAAUAUUCGAGAGACCAACUAUGAAUGAAUUAAUGUCUUGGAUAGAUGUCGAUACAUUACUAUUAUUAUUCUCAAUGAUGAUACUUGUCGGUAUAAUCGCUGAAACUGGUAUAUUUGACUGGCUAGCAGUCUAUGCUUAUAAGAUAAUGUUACAACAGUACUGUUAAUGACACCGGUAACUAUCAGAUUAUGCGAAGUAAUGGAAAUAAAUCCGGUACCAAUAUUGACUGCCAUGGUGAUUUAUUCUAAUAUCGGGGGUGCUCUGACGCCAGUAGGAGAUCCACCCAAUGGUAUCGAUUUUAGUACAUUCACGAUACAUAUGAGCAUUGGUGUUGUACUGGUAAUAUUUAUAGUCUUCGCUCAGUUGAAAUUUAUCUUUCGAGACAUAAAAGUUCUUAAAUUCGCCGAGCCACCAGAUGUACAGGAAUUAAGGCAUGAAAUUGCCAUUUGGCAACGAGCUGCGGCAAGUUUGUCGAGUUAUAGCAAAGACGAAAAUGUAGUGAGAGAAACUUUGCUAAAAAAAGUUCAACGAUUACUCUCUCUAUUAAAAAAGAAGCUAAUGACAGGCAGUGUCACGUUCGAAAGAUAUAAAACUACGCUCGAGGAACUUCAAGAAAAAUAUCCUAUUCGAGACAAAUGGUUAUUAGUGAAGUCUGGAUUCACGUUAAUCUUUGUGAUCGCGCUAUUCUUUCUACAUAGUUUUCCAAAUCUGCAUUUAUCACUGGGUUGGACAGCUUUAUUAGGUGUUCUUUUACUGUUAAUUUUAGCUGAUAGCGAAGAUCUGGAUGGUCUCAUGGCGCGUGUAGAAUGGAGCACUUUAUUGUUUUUCGCUUCGUUGUUUAUUCUCAUGGAGGCUUUAUCACGUUUGGGUUUAAUCGCUUGGAUAGGAAAACAAACGGAAAAAAUAAUCCUGUCUGUGAACGAGGAGUCGCGAUUAGCAGUAGCGAUAUUACUGCUUCUAUGGGUGUCGGCAUUCGCAAGUGCAUUUGUGGAUAAUGUGCCUUUGUCAACCAUGAUGAUAAGAAUCGUUACUGCUUUAGCACAAAAUAAUGAACUGAAACUACCGUUGCAGCCUUUGGUAUGGGCUUUAGCUUUCGGCGCUUGUAUGGGAGUUGAAUGGAUGGAUCUAUUUGCAGGAAAUGGAACUUUGAUUGGAGCUACUGCUAACGUAGUUUGCGUAGGAGUUGCGGAGCAACAUGGAUAUAAAAUCUCUUUUAUACAAUUUUUCAAGUAAGUGUACUUCUAUACAGUUUCUAUUUAAAUGAAGGAGAAAUUUAAUUUAAAUUUAAUCAUUUUUAAUGAAGACUAUUUAAAGUGAAAUUAUUAAUGCACAUUCUCGAUUUUAAAUAAAAUACAAUUCAAAAAGAUGAAUUAAAUCUUUUAUUUUUUAAAAACAUUAAGUUUUCAGGAAACUUAGUUGUAUCUUCUUUUAUUACAUUUUUUUUCCAAUAAAUACAUGCGAUAAUGAUAUUAAUAAUAUAUGUAAUUUUGAAACAAUUUUACAAUACUUAAACAUUAUUCUCUCAUGUCCGAAAACUUGCUUGUUUUGCCAGCAUGUUCAUAUACCAUAUACCUAUUAUAAUUUAAUAUAAUAUAUAGUAUUUCUUAUUAUUAUAUUGUCAAAUGAUUUUCGGAUGAAAAUUUUAAUUUCACGACAGACGAUAAUAAAUCGCGCAAUUGUAUAAAAUAACUAUUAACUAAUCCAAUAUUAUAUCAAAUAUGGUAUAUAAUCAGUGAGAAAUUUUGAAUUCAGAUCGAAUAAUAAAUCGCGAAUAAAUUAAGCUCAUUUUCACAAGAGCUUCUCGCUAAUUCAUUCUUCGUGUUAUAAUAAUUUAAUUAAUUCGACAAAUAAUUUUCAAUGUGUUCGUUCCAGGGUGGGGUUUCCAAUUAUGCUGACAAGUGCUGUGACAAUAACCAUGUACUUAAUGAUCGCUCACGUCAUUUUCGAUUGGAACGGAUAAUGUAAUUAUUACGACCUAUGCUUAAUAUUCUUAUUCGUGAAAAAUAUCUAGAAUUAUUAUUCAAAUUAAAUUUGUCUAAUUGGAUUUUUUCGCAAAUUUGAUAAGCGCUGCAAACUACAAACGCAAUAAUGUAACACUGUAUACAUUUUCUUUGAUUAAUAAAUAAUUGUUUUAUAUUAAUUUUAUUAUAUUUUUUUAUUCAAUUCUAGUAUCUUCAAUUGUAAAAAUAUAUAUUAUGGUACAUGUAGUAUAUUAGUAUGUUUAGUGAAUAAAAUGGUUCCGAUUAUAACACUUUAAUUACAUAAAGAAUAUGAAAUAUAAUUAUAACUAUAAUACAGCAAAUAAAUAUUCUAUACAUUAUGAUGAAUAUAUUAUUAAAUAUAUCCAAAAACAUUUAAAAACUUCUAUUAGAAAAUAUUUAAUUACAUUAAUUGAGUAUAUUAAAUUGUAAAAUAGCCUUUGUAAUAUUUACAGAUACAUCAUCUAUUAUUUCAAGUAAUAAUAAAUCAUUAAAUUUUUAUUUCCUAAAUGAAAAUAGAAUAUUUUUAAUUAUGUUUUAAUAUUUCUUAAUCAUACAGUUUCAUGAUAUUAUUUUAAUAUAAAAUUUACGCUUUCUCUAAUUCAACCAGUUCAUGGAUCAUGAAGGAAAAGUUUGAUACAAUAUUUCAGUAUUUAAAUUCUAACAUGAUACCAAUUAGUUAUAUUAAUUAAUGAACGAAUGCAUUUUUAUAUUUUUGCUUCAACUGUUUAUUUUAUUAAUUUUUAUAUAUACAAAUGUGACUUUUCAAUUCGAAGGAUAAAAAUAUAAUAAAUUACAGAAAUUGUAUAAUAAGAUAUUUCUUGUAUUUAAAUUAAAUUAGUCGUAAAUAAACAUAAUUAAGUGUAUUAUAAUAAAUUAUGUCUCAUGAACACGCAUAUAUAUUCUAUUUUAUAUUAUUACUUCUUUAAGUAUAAUUGUUUAAUUUUUCUAUUUUAACUAUAGUUAUAUA
Messenger RNA from Heterotrigona itama, 5089 nucleotides. NCBI's taxonomy places the organism in Eukaryota, Metazoa, Arthropoda, Insecta, Hymenoptera, Apidae. The record is from the annotation of a GenBank genome assembly.